AUGUCUUUUGAGCCAGUCCAGAAGCUGCGGGAGAUGGAGGCGGAAGCAACACCAUAUGGAAUGUUUUUCAUCAGUGUAGGAGAGAGCCACACAUAUCAAUGCCCUCUUUUACCCUCAGCAUUGCCAAGUAUUGAGGAGCUAGAAGAAAGCAUGGAUGUAGAUCCCGACAGGGCAACAAGAGUUCGCGCACUGAUAGAAGAUGCUUUUCUAGACAGCUUUUUUGCUCUUGAAUACCCCAAAUCUCAUGUUAUAUUGGAAUCAACAGGUGAACGCCAGUAUCUUAUACAAAGUCUCCUCAACCUUGGCUUUACCAGAUCAACAGUCCUUGCAGCAAUCGACGGCUUCAACGCUGACCCCAACUUUGGCGAGGGACUACGCGAAAGGAGGCUUCAGGAUGGCCGUAUGGACAUGGCUAUUGACGGUAAUACUUUAGAACGUCGCCGCAAUCAGGAAGCCCAGAGCUUGUUUUCGUGGCGAGAGGCCAAUGAAGACACAGUCCAACCUAGAGAAGGCCAAAACCUACUGAACCUGCUUUAUCAUAUUGCAGAAGACCAGGCGAAACGAGACGGAUUCAUACAUCGUGGCAUCACCUGCGAUGGUUGUGGCGUUGCUCCCAUACAAGGCAUACGAUAUCGAUGCGCGAAUUGCCCCGAUUUUGAUUUAUGUGAAACUUGCGAAGCGAUGGACGGACACUUCAAAACGCAUGUGUUCUAUAAAAUCAGAAUCCCGGGCCCAGUUAUAAGCUACCUUCGUCCUCUUCAGCAGGUGUGGUACCCAGGUAACCCUUCGAUGGCCAAGGACACUUUAUCUCGGUCACUUGUAAGACGACUUGCGGCAGAAACAGGCUUCGAAAACACAGAGGUAGAUGCUUUCUGGGAGCAGUUUAAAUGCCUCGCCUCUUCAAACUGGCAGACUGAUCCAAAUAAGUUGAAAGUAGCUAUCGAUCGUAGGACUUUCAAUCAGUGUUUUAUUCCAAGCGCCAGCGCCGCAGGUCCAUCCCCUAAUCUGCUAUAUGAUCGAAUGUUCUCCUUCUAUGAUAGCAAUGGCGAUAACCUGAUAGGGUUUGAAGAGUUUGUCAAGGGCAUAGCUAGUCUAUGUAGCGGAAACUCCCAUGAAAGAUUGAGACGUACGUUCCUUGGUUAUGACAUCGAUGGGGAUGGCUACGUCGAGAGAAAAGACUUUCUCAGGAUAUUUAGGGCCUACUAUUCUUACUCCAAGGAGCUUUCAAAAGACACGGUUGUUGGCCUGGGUGAUGCCUUUUUUGGAGAAACUGCUCGUCAUGUGGUUCUCGGUAAUCAAUCUAUCAGUGCUGCAUUCCAUGACGACUUACCCGAGGGCGAGACGUCCAGAAAUAUUCAGGGCAAGCGACGGAACGUGUAUGGUGAUGAUGAAAUUGACGAUAAUCAAGGUGCCAUACGAGAUGAGGACGAGCGCAUCUGCCAAAGAGAGGAAAUCAUUGGAGACGCUAUGAUAAGGGAGACAUUUGGUACAUCUCGACCGUCGAUACCACUCUCGCAUAGUCCAAACGAGCAACCGCAAGACUCAGAUGACAGCGAGCACGAAGAUGAAGAGGAUUACCUAUCACUCCUAAAUGGGAACCGGAUGGCCACUGAAAAUGUGACUUCUCAGGAUAUAAUCAGUGCCUUGGGCGCCUAUAUUCCAUUUGAUGAAGUAACCGAUCGCGUUGACAGGGCGCGUAUAUUAACAUGCGUUUCUGAACGGCGUGAUUUAGAGAGAAUUAAUCGGAUAAGGCGUAACGGCAUCGAAGAAAGAUGGGAACGAAGGCAGUUCUAUACAGACGAAGAGGAGGGUGCUGCUCCGCCGGCGCAUCUCGAUGAAGAAGACAAGGAGUCUGAGGACAUCGAGCCAGAAGACCACGUUACGUCUAACAGAUCCAGGUCAUCAUCAAAGGUCCGCUUUCAGGAUGAUGUAACAGAUAAUGAAUAUGAAACCCGAUCUAACCUGUCGACAUCAUCACGCAGUAUCCCUGUUGGCGAAAGAUGGGGCGGAUUUGAGAUACCUGAGCCCGAAAAGGAUGUGGGGAAGGAAAUUCUCUAUCAAGUCACACAGCAAGGCUUAAACGAAUUACUCGACAUGCUUUUUAGGCAGAAAGAAGAUUUACUGAUGGAAGCUCACCGCACGCGUGUGGACCGGCAAAAGUGGGCCAGAGAAAUCGAUCACUUCGCAAUGUCAUAUUUUGGUCCUGCAGCAGUCUACGAAAAUAAAACCGAGCCAAGGUCAAUUUUUGACGACGGAGGAUACUUGACAUACAUUCCGAGAGAACAAUCUCUUGAACAGCUUUUGGGUGAAUCGGGAUAUUCUUAUGAUGCACCUGAACCAAUCUCGAGUGGAAGAGAUAAAUCUCUUCAGCAAUUUCUGGAUGAGUUAGAAUAUCCCUCGGUGUUCCUGCCAAUUUCUUUCCAAAGGCAAAAAUCUCUCCAGCAGCUCUUGGACGAAUCUUGCUAUUCCCUUGUGCCAUCACCGGACCAGACGCCUCCAGACAGUCGUCCAGGUGCUUAUAACACAUCGCCAUCACAUCAUGCCAACGAAACACCUCCACCACAUCCAGCCUCCUGUUCCAUAUCACCAUCACCCCAAACCUUAAUGCGUUGGUGCCUUUUAAAUACCGUUGAGAGGGAGGCUAAGGCACGCGGUGGCUCGGGAGCAAGGUUGAAUUUUGAGGAGUUCUCGGAGCGGAUGCGGGAUUCCCGAGGAAGACUGGCGUUUGUGAGCAGCUGGGUUGAUGGGGCCAGAUUUUGA
Messenger RNA from Ophidiomyces ophidiicola, 2760 nucleotides. RefSeq lists its product as uncharacterized. Gene Ontology annotation, cellular component: intracellular membrane-bounded organelle; cytosol; membrane. The coding region runs from base 1 to 2760 and encodes 919 amino acids. Gene Ontology annotation, molecular function: zinc ion binding; calcium ion binding. The record is from RefSeq and is a predicted model, not a curated record. NCBI's taxonomy places the organism in Eukaryota, Fungi, Ascomycota, Eurotiomycetes, Onygenales, Onygenaceae. The transcript has a single exon.